Messenger RNA from Esox lucius (northern pike), 3499 nucleotides. It is a transcript of the gene marchf4a, whose product is annotated as membrane-associated ring finger (C3HC4) 4, like. Gene Ontology annotation, biological process: protein ubiquitination. Bases 1181 to 2539 code for a protein of 452 amino acids. The record is from RefSeq and is a predicted model, not a curated record. The transcript is spliced from 4 exons. NCBI's taxonomy places the organism in Eukaryota, Metazoa, Chordata, Actinopteri, Esociformes, Esocidae. Gene Ontology annotation, molecular function: ubiquitin-protein transferase activity; zinc ion binding.
GCGAACCUAUCGAAUCGAACGGAUUUCAAAAGCAAAGAGAUAACCGCCACAUCAGCUGUCCCCUGUCCGGCUUCGCUGCUCCCGUCGACUCAAAGACAAUGCACUGUUAAUUCGGUAAAUAUAAUUGACUAAGGAUUACGCGCUUGUAAAGAGUUAGAGGAAAUGAUGGUAGGAGGCUAGGUUCCGUAAAACCGAAGCCCAGGGCACGUUCGUGAUACCCCCAAAUGAUAUGGUAUGCUUUUGUUGUGGGGAAAAAGCCUCACCUCAAACAGACCGUGGAAUAACCGGAGACGAAGGCAAACUGCCGUGGGAACUGUAACGCCGAGGACGUAGCAUAUAAGCAUCCAGCAGAAUAGAGGAUAUGUAGAGAAAGACGGAUCCAAACAUGCGGUGGGAUACAAGGGCUCGACUGGUCUACGGGUUUUGACUGUGGGGAGCAGUACAGUUAUAUGAAGGACCAAAGCCAGAAUCCGAGAUAAUAAUGACUGUAGAGAGAUAUUCAUUGGUCACAUAGCGACAGUCAUUGCAAAAAUGUGAUGGGACAUUGAUAAAGGCCCGUAAGAAAAUAUGUUUGAUUUAUGGAACAUGAUAGGUUAAAACAUAGGACAGGUAAUGGCAACGGGCUGUCUAUAGGCUAGACUAGAAUGAAAAAAUCUCAACAGUGUAAAGUCGUAUUCCCUUGAUUGAGUUUGUGAUGCCAUUGCCCCCGGGUGUGCUGCCAUUGGAAAUUAAAUGGGAAGAUGUUGAGCUAGGCUCCUGCUCACUUCUCAAAGGUAUAGCCUAGUCUGCCGGUCAUGUACGUCUAUCUAUUUGGAAUAGUCAUGGUUUUCCCUGUUGCCUGAGAAAUUACAGAUUACCAGGCACGAGCAAGCUUCAACGACAGCGCAUGAUGUAUCUGACAAGUGUGAGAACCUAUAUGUGGUGGUGCGCGCACACCAACUCAUUCGAUUUAUUAAGGCUGAUUCGAUUUUGGAAUUCGGAGCAAAAUUGAAAAUAGCUUUUGAGAGAAUAGCUGUUGGAGAAAUGCCAUUCAACAAAACUGGAAAAGUCACAACAGAUGAGACUCCCCUUUUUCGGAUCGUCCUCAACAAAAUCACAGUAAGCUUUUUAUUUUCUCUUCGUGUGCAGUGCACAUUUAUGAAAUCUACAACUGCAUCCUCCCAUUAGAAAAAACGGGCACAUGUUGUUGUCUUUCGGGGUGGUUGUGUGGUGCUGGGGAUUGUUGAGCCGGAGACCGAUGCUGCUCCGCCGUCAGGGCAUGCCCAAAGGCCGCUUUUGCGUUUUGUUCAGUGACCUGAAGGUUUUCUUACUCAGGCCGCCGGUCCCGGCCCAGCCACGGGCAACCAGCCCAAUGAACGGACAAUACAUGGACAGCAGUCGGCCCAGCACCGACAAUGAUGCUACGACCGACAACAGCAACUCUGCAGCGAGUGCACCACCAGCAGCUGACGCGAAUGGCUAUGCUUCACAUGGCCGGCCGAGAGGAGGGCCUCAGUCUGCCGGGACAAAUGAGCCUAAAGCGGCGGAGGAAUGGCCGCAGGCAACUGGACAGACAGGGUCCCUGGACUAUGGCAGCUCUUCGGAGGACUGCUCCAAAGAGAAGUAUGACGAGAGACUCUCACUAAACAGCUGCACAGACAGCGGUGUCAGGACUCCACUGUGUCGGAUAUGUUUCCAAGGCCCCGAGCAGGGGGAGAUGCUGAGCCCAUGUCGUUGCAGUGGGUCGGUCCGCUGUACCCAUGAGCCUUGCCUCAUCAAGUGGAUCAGCGAGAGAGGCUCCUGGAGCUGUGAGCUCUGCUACUACAAAUACCAGGUCAUCGCCAUCAGCACCAAGAACCCACUACAGUGGCAGACGAUCUCUCUGACGGUAAUAGAGAAGGUCCAGAUCGCUGCGGCAGUGUUGGGUAGCCUGUUCCUCGUCGCGUCCAUCUCCUGGCUCGUCUGGUCUUCUCUCAGCCCCUCUGCCAAGUGGCAGCGCCAGGACCUACUCUUCCAGAUCUGCUACGCCAUGUACGGAUUCAUGGACCUGGUCUGCAUUGCACUGAUAGUCCAUGAAGGCCCAUCUGUGUUCCGGAUCUUUAACCGUUGGCAGGCUGUUAACCAACAGUGGAAGGUACUCAACUACGACAAGAUCAAAGACACUGAGGACCACCAGAAAUCCGGGCUAACGCCCCGGCACCCGGCCCUGCCAAAUCCCAGGACAGGUGCUGGUCCCGGGGCAGGUCCCGACGAGAUGGCCUCCCCCUCCACGUCCUCCCUCAUGGCCGCGGUGGCCGCCUCCGCACCCGGCUACACCGCAACCGUCCACCCGACGACCACCAGCCUGACGACAGUCACCACCCAGGACUCGAUAUCAGAGCGGAGCAACGAGGAGCCGACAUCCCUGCCGGACCACCACUGUGCGUACAACAUCCUCCACCUGCUUGCCCAGCAUCUCCGGACAACGCAGCCGGAGCCCCGCAGCAACCAAGUCCAGCUCCAGCCAGCGCAGCCCAGCAACAGCAACCGGGAGCUGGUCAUGAGAGUCACUACAGUCUGAGGCUUCAAUUGUGGCCUUUUGUUUACAAAUAAAGGGAGACGCAGACAUUGAUGGCCUGGUUUCAGGAACCUGAGUAGAGAACUAGAGACGGAGACGCAGCCUCCGAUGCUGUGGACUGAAUACUGGAAAAGAAAGAUGGUGGAGCGAGGAGGAAAUAGGAUGUGGGGGAAAAGUGUGAAUGUGUAAGAGUGAAGGAGGGGCAGGUGUAUAUGGAGAUGGGGUGGGGGGGUAGCAGAGAAAUUGAUUUGUCAGUUUCCUGUGUUUUGACAGCAUUGAUGUAAUAAAAAGAGAUUUGUAGAUGUGUAUUUGGAAGGAUGCGUGUGAAGAAAAUAGAGUUGACCUCCAGAAUUAUUGGCGCCCUUGGUAAAAAUGAGCAGAAAAUUGUAUGAAAAAUGUCUCUGUUUAUCAGCUUGAGCUUAACAUCAAAAUCUGGAAGAAAUCUAAACUUUAAAAUAGUUGAAAUUGUUUCAAGAAUAAACGAAUUCUCCUGGAAUCAUUCAAUGGAGAAUUGCAGAAGUCAGCUGAAUGUUGGGUUUAUCAAGACCAUAAAACUACAACUAGAUUAUUAGUCUCCCAAGACCUCCAGCUUGGUCUGGUCUAAUAAUUUGGCACUGACAUGAUGCCAAAUAAGUUGUUGGCAUGGAUGUGAUGCCUAAUAACUUGGCAUGCAGGUGACAUCUAAUUAUUGUUUUGGAGAAUUGGUGACCCCAAGAUUCAACAAACUUCUGGAAUUAUCCAACUGUGAUCAUUGGAGAUUUUUUUUAUUUGACCUAUCCAAUCCCCGUCUUUACUGUCUGUGGUGUUAAAUGACACCUGGGUCCUCUUCCAGGCAGGUUUCAUGAUGGUCAGUUGAUGAGACUUUCCCUGGAAAGCCAAAGAUAACGCUAUUAAGACUAUGAGAUCAAGAACUCCUACGGGGUGCCAAUAACUGUAACACAUUUAGGAGAAAUAUUUUUUACU